GUUUUAAUUACCAUUGCCGCAGACUAUUUAAUGCUGCACUUCAGUUGAGAGUGUAUUACAACGUCUUGAAACGCAAAAGAAAAAUGAAGUCCAUCUGCCCGCUUUUGGUUUUGCAAGUUUUGAUUUUGCUUUUAAGCUCAGCGAAUUCUCUAAGCAACGAUGCAGUAAAUAAUAUUGAUAAACGAAGUAAUCCAGUUAAACGAAGCACUGCUGACUGUGGCGUUCAUGAAUUUUUCAACUCUUGUGGUCCAACAUGUGAGAGGAACUGUGACGAUAUUAACAAUGACGACAGAUUCGGCGAGCGCUGUACCGGAAAGCUGGAUUGUGUCGAGAAGUGCGUCUGCAAGGAAGGCUACGUUCGUGAAAAUCUAGAUGGAAAAUGCAUACGCAUUCAGGAAUGCCCUCGAGUGAAGCAUUAAAGCUUGAUAAUAUUACAACUUUAUCUAAUUUUGUAUUAAUUAUAUAGUAGUCUGCACUCGUGUGAAUAAAAUUAAAAUAUCGUAAUUUAAAGUC
Nasonia vitripennis (jewel wasp) is the source of this 513-nucleotide messenger RNA. Its product is annotated as chymotrypsin inhibitor Ani s 6. The coding region runs from base 84 to 419 and encodes 111 amino acids. The record is from RefSeq and is a predicted model, not a curated record. The transcript has 2 exons. NCBI's taxonomy places the organism in Eukaryota, Metazoa, Arthropoda, Insecta, Hymenoptera, Pteromalidae.